ACAAACAAUAACCAGUGUUUCGUUAAAGUAUUAUUGAAAAUAGCAGGCACGUUAUAUUAUCAGGACAUGUUACAAUGAUGCCGAUAAAGGAUAACCAGGAUGUGGCAUGCUUUCUGGUCACCAAACACUCGUGGAAGGGGAAGUAUAAACGUAUUUUUUCGAUUGGAUCCAUGGGUAUUACAACGUAUAAUCCCACUACAUUAGAAGUCACAAAUAAAUGGGAAUACUCAGAUUUUAUAAGCGUGCAACCAACAAAUAGAAAUCAGUUGGGUUCUCAUGAAUUUAGUAUAACAAUGCGUAAAGAACGUAAAGUUGACAAUAUGAAAUUUAGUUCAGAGUAUAGAGUUCAUUUACUAACUGAAGCUCUCAAGUAUAGAAAUCAAUUUGUUGAGAAACCUAAAGAAAUUUUGAGGUAUCAAGCUUACAAACAUCAUUGGUCUGACACAAGAUUACCUGUUGUACUAGAAGUGACACCAUAUAGUCUUGACCAAUUAGAUCCAGCAACUAAUAUGGUAUUGGCUAGUUAUUGUUACAAAGAUUUUGAAGGAGUUGCUACAAUGAAGGAUUAUCCUAAUGGAUUUGUAAUUGUAUGUGGAGGAUUCGGACGUUUACAUCUUUUUGCUUCUCAACAUAUGGAAGAAAUUAAAAAAAAGCUGCUGGAAUCAGCUAUGAAUAACUUAGGUAUCAGCAUAAAAGUUUUGAAAGAACCAAUCAAACUAGAUGACUUUACUGCUCAAAGAUUGGGAAAGUUUAGUGGUGAUGAACAUAUAACAAGUGUGUCAGAAUUCACUGUUCACAAAUAUUCACCUAGACAUAUAGAUCCUCAAAGAAGAACUCUUUGUCUUUCGGAUACUUGUUUAUUGGAGAGAGAUCCUCAGACAUAUAAUGUUUGUACUCUUAGACCUUUAUCAGAUGUUUUUGCUUUGAUUCGUGAUAAUGAAAAUCCACAACUAUUUACUAUACAGUACCUUAAUGGUCAAACACGUAGUUACACUGCAACAGACAGAGAUUCUUUAUUAGCUUCCUUGUUAGAUGGUGUUAGAGCAUCUGGUAACAGAGAUGUUCAUGUUAGAAUGUAUCCAAUAACUAGAGGGAAACGACUUGGACCUCUUAACUUACCUGUUGAUGAGGAAGUUGAAACAUCUCAUGUAAAGUUUCUUCAGCAACCUCCAAUUGGACGUACUUUUGCCGAAAUCUUGGAAAGAUUUAAUGCAAACAUUCCCUACAGUGGUCUUAAUUAUUCUAUUACACAAGAUGCUGUUGUACCGCUUGAAUGGACUGUAACAACGUUACAACUUCGAGUAUACCAUAUGAUGAAUAACUACUUACAGGGUCUUUUUACCGAAAAUAAAGAUAAAAUUAUUCUUGGAGCUUUAAAUGCACUGGUUAAUAAAGAAUUAGAAACAAAUGGGGAAAUAGAAUCACAGUUUCAUGCUUUAAGAAGAUUGGUCGCUAGUAAAAUUGGUUUCACUGCAUUUACAACUCUUCCUGGAUUUAGAGAAGCUAUUGGACAUAAAGUUGUAAAAGCUCUGAAAAGACAAGAUUUUGGUGUAACACAAGCUGCUAUAGAUUGCAUUUGUGCUCUUAUGCAACCUAUGCACGAUGAUUGUGAUUUGAGACAAGAACAAUUAAAUAAAAGUAGUCUUCUGAGUAGUAAUAAAUUCUUGGAAAGUUUGCUGGAUAUGUGGAUUAAUCAUAUUAAUCAUGGCACAGGUGCUUUGGUAGUUUCUGCCAUGCUUGAUCUUCUAACAUUUGCUCUGUGUGUACCAUAUAGUGAAACUACAGAUGGCAAACAUUUUGACAACCUCCUAGAAAUGGUUGCUGCAAGAGGGAGGUCUCUUUUUAAACUGUUCCAACAUCCUUCUUUAGCUAUUGUCAAAGGUGCAGGAUUAAUAAUGAGAGCAAUUAUCGAAGAAGGAGCUCCUGAGGUUGCAGCAAAAAUGCAAGAGCUUGCUCUUGCUGAGGGAGCUUUACCAAGGCAUCUGUUAAAUAGUCUUUUUACUAUUGGUACUGAUGGUAGACUGUUAACACACAGACAGUUAUGUAGGCAUCUUGUAGGACUUUGGGUAACAGGACAUCCUACAGCUAUGGGCCUGUUGAAAAGGAUCAUGCCUAUUGGUUUAUUAAAUUACUUAGACUCUGACGGGAAAGUGCCCGAUUCGUUUCUCGAGAAGGAAAGAUUAAACAACCGUGACAAUUUAAAAAUAGCUAUAGAUCACGCAUCGAAAAAUAAGAAAAGUCCACAGUGGAUUGCGAUCGAGCGUCAAAUGCGUGUAGUUGAGAAACAUGUUGAGCAUGCUCUUCAACAUUGGGGGGCUAGAAUUGGUAUCGAGCGCAAAGAGAAAAUCAAAGAGCGUCCCAUAGUAUUGCGAAAACGCAGAGAAAGGAUCAAGUCAGAAGCAAAUUGGAAUUUGUUUUAUUAUAAAUUUAAUCAAGAUCACUCACUGCCGAAUUUAAUUUGGAACCAUAAAACACGAGAGGAGUUGAGAACAGCUCUUGAAAAUGAAAUUCGCGCAUUCAGUUCUGACAAAGAUUUGGCAGGUGGGACAUUGAUAGCCUGGAAUCACAGAGAAUUUGAAGUACAGUACCAAUGCCUGUCGGAUGAAGUAAAGAUUGGCGAUUAUUAUUUGAGACUUUUAUUGGAGAAAGAUAGCCCAGACAGUCCAAUAAGGAAAUCGUAUGAAUUUUUUAAUGACUUGUACCAUAGAUUCAUAUUAACAACAAAAGUUGAAAUGAAGUGCCUUUGCUUGCAAGCAAUGACUAUAGUAUAUGAACGAUAUUACGAAGAUACUGGUCCAUUUUCGGAUACAAAAUAUAUUGUAGGAAUGCUGGAACGUUGUACGGAUAGAAUGGAACGCGAUAGACUAGUUAUGUUCAUAAAUAAACUUAUACUACAUAGAAGAAACGUAAAAGAUAUUAUGGAUCAAAACGGAGUACGCACAUUAGUAGAUCUUUUAACUCUGGCUCACUUACAUACAUCUCGAGCUGUUGUACCUACGCAAACCAAUGUAAUAGAAGCUGGUCCUCAGCAACAGCAAAUUAUGGAAAAAGAAUGGUAUUACAAUGAUGGGGAUCAACGAAAAGGUCCUAUUAGUUUGAAAGACCUGAAAGAGUUGUAUAUGACAAAUCAAAUCACAUACAAAACAAAAGUUUGGGCACAAGGAUUAGAUGGAUGGCGGAUGAUCUCACAAGUUCCGCAGUUAAAAUGGACGUUAGUCGCGAGAGGAACACCAGUAAUAAAUGAAAGUGAAUUAGCAACCUUAAUUCUAAAUAUUUUAAUCAAAAUGUGUGAAUAUUUUCCAAGCAGAGAUGUUGAUGACGCGGUAAUCAGACCUCUACCGCGCAUGAAGCGGUUACUAUCUGACCUUCAGUGCCUACCUCAUAUCGUUCAACUUUUAUUAACUUUUGAUCCGGUUUUAGUUGAGAAGGUAGCUACUUUAUUAUGCGAAAUAAUGCGGGAUAAUGCUGACGUUUCGAAAAUUUAUCUUACUGGUGUAUUUUACUUUAUAUUAAUGUAUACUGGUUCCAACGUUCUACCAAUAGCAAGAUUUUUACAAUUAACUCAUACGAAACAAGCUUUUAGAAAUGUUGAUAACGUGUCAUCGGAUAUUAUGCAACGUAGCAUUCUUGGACAACUUUUACCUGAUGCGAUGGUUAGUUACUUAGAAAAUCAUGGCGCUGAAAAGUUUGCGCAAAUAUUCCUUGGUGAUUACGAUACACCCGAAGCCAUUUGGAACGCUGAAAUGAGGAGAAUGCUUAUCGAGAAAAUAGCGACACACAUCGCAGAUUUUUCUCCAAAAUUAAGAAGUCACACCAUGGCUAGAUAUCAGUAUAUUGCUAUACCUGCUAUACGAUAUCCACAAUUGGAAAAGGAAUUGUUCUGUCAAAUAUUUUAUUUGAGACAUCUUUGUGAUACCGUCAGAUUCCCACAGUGGCCUAUUCCUGAACCAGUGAGGUUACUGAAAGAUGUAUUAGAUGCAUGGAAAAAAGAAGUGGAGAAGAAACCACAAUUGAUGACAGUGGAUGAAGCUUAUAAAGUUCUUCAGUUGACAAAUGAAAAACAACAUAAUGAAGCUGAAGUUAGAAAAUCAUAUUAUAAACUCGCACAAAUGUAUCACCCUGAUAAAAAUCCACAAGGCAGGGAUAAAUUCGAAGCUGUUAAUCAGGCAUACGAAUUUCUAUGCAGCCGUAGUUGUUGGUCAACUGACGGUCCGAAUCCUGAUAACAUAGUGCUUAUUUUAAGAACACAAAGCAUUCUCUUCCAUAGAUAUUCUGAUGAACUUAGACCUUAUAAAUACGCCGGUUAUCCGCAAUUAAUCAAAACAAUUAAAUUAGAAACCGACGAUGAACAAUUGUUCUCAAAAUCUGCGCCACUGCUGGCUGCUGCUAGCGAACUUGCAUAUCAUACAGUACAUUGUUCUGCUUUGAACGCAGAAGAACUUCGCAGAGAAGGAGGACUAGAUGUUCUGUUAGAGGCAUAUACGCGAUGUGUUUCCGUUUUAAAUAAAUCGAGUAAAUCUACUGAUAUAGCAGUGCAAGUGUGCAUGCAUAUCACUAGAUGUUUCUCGGUUGCUGGGUCGUUUAGAGGCUGUAAAGACAAAAUUAUUGAACUACCACAACUAGUUAAAGAUCUCUGUAGAAUAUUACAUUUCAAGCAUUUAACAAAGUUAUGUUCAGUGGCUACAGAGUGUGUCUCUUCUCUUGCCGCAGACAGUGUAUUACAAAUGCAACUACUACAAUCUGGUGCUCUAUGGCAUUUAUUGUUAUUUAUGUUCAAUUACGAUUAUACUCUAGAAGAAGGAGGUGUUGAAAGAAACCAGGAGGAAAAUCGUCAGGAAGUGGCAAAUAAUUUAGCUAAACUAGCAGUUAAAACUUGCGCUAGGUUGGGUGGUUAUAUGACAGGAGAAAAUGAAACGCCUGUUAAUCCUGUCACGGUUGCUGCUUUAGAAAGUCUAUUAACUCCUUAUCUUGUGAGACAACUUGCAAAAGAUAAACCAGAGGAAAUAUUGAAAAUCCUCAACUCUAAUUGCUCAAAUCCAUACUUAAUUUGGGAUAACGGUACAAGAGCUGAGCUGAACGAAUAUUUGGAAAUUAAAUGGCAAGAAAAAUUGAAUGGCAGCGACAUUAUGGAAUACGAUUUCAGUGAUUUUAAAUAUAGCGCUCAUGCUGAUGAACUUAUUAUUGGAGAAAUAUUUGUGAAGAUAUACAAUGAGCAACCCAAUUUUCCAAUAGAGAAUCCAAAAAGUUUUACGAUCAAUUUACUCGACUUCUUAUCUGAAUCGUCGAAAUUCGUAUCCUCAGUGGGAAAUAUAGCAUUAAACAAGAAAGAUCAAGAGAAACUGGAACAUAUUGUUAUGUCUCUGGAAGCUUUAAGGAACGUAAUAAAAAAUAAUCCGGGAAUCGAAUUACAAUGUAUAGGACACUUCAAGUUAUUAUUCGGAUUUUUAAGUUGUAAUAAUUUUAAAUUGAUUCAGAAAAGCGCACUCGAAGUAAUUAGUAAUGUUACAAAGAAUCAAGAAUGCGUUGACGAUAUCGCAGCGAAUGAAGUUAUAGUGCACUUGUUGUUAGCUUUAAACACUUUAAAAGAAUCUCAGCUACUUGCACUAGAAACGUUGUAUGCUCUUAUGAGUUCUACGAAGAUCGUGAAAGAUGCAUUAUCUAAAGGUGCUGUUGUAUAUGUUCUUGAUCUAUUUUGUAAUUCAAGUAAUACUCAGAUACGCGAAGCAGCAGCAGAACUACUUGGUAAAAUGUCGUCUGAUAAGUUAGCUGGGCCAAAGGUGAAAUUAGAUCUGUCGAAAUUUUUACCUAGACUCUUUAGCGAAGCUAUCAGGGAUGCUCCUAAACAAUGCGUACAUAUGUUUGAAACGAAACAUGAGAAUCCUGAAUUGAUCUGGGACGACAUUGCCAAAGCUAGAGUUUCAAGGAUUGUAACUGAAUUGAAAGAUGAAUAUUACACAUUGCAAAGAAGAAACCCUAAUGCAAUAUUAAAGUUACCUGAUACUCAGAGUAAUAUUGAUAUCGCAACAAAUGAACCUGUAGUUGGAGGUGUAUAUCUUAGAUUAUUUAUAGCCAGCCCUGCGUGGGCUGUUAGGAAACCUAAGGAAUUUUUAAAUGAACUUAUGGAUACAACAUUGGCACUCAUGUCGAAAGAGAAAACUGAUCCGGAUAUGUUGGAGUUAACGACGCAAGCAUUAGUAUGUUUACUUCAAACACAACCAACUUUAGCAGAUCAAGUUCCAUCAUUGGGUCACAUACCUAGACUUUGUCGACAAAUGGCAAUGCAAAACAAUCAACCAUCUGUGUACAAAACUGCAAUACUAAUACUUCAUCAAUUAGCUACAAGUGAAAUCUGUAUAUCUUCUAUUUGUCAAACCGAGUGUAUAAGUCCAUUAAAACAUGCCAUGCAAUCUAGACGAGACAUGAUAGCAAUAGCAUGCGAGACGUUAAAUAGACUGUUUUCAACUAACGAAGACAGAUUAAUAAAACAGGCACUGGAUGCUGAAAUGGUACCUUAUUUGUUAAAUAUAUUGGAGGGACGGUUGGAUGUUAUUGAAAAUCCUGCAACAACUAAAGCCCAAAUAGUUAAAGCAUUAAAAGCCAUGACUAGAAGCUUAUUGUUAGGAGAGAAAGUGAAUGCUAUACUAGAGAAAUCAAGUGUCUGGGCAGAAUAUAAAGAUCAACGGCAUGAUCUAUUUAUUUCUAACACAGCCAAUUCUGGAUACCUUACUGCUGGAACACCGGUGUCUGCUGGUUAUUUAACGGCCGGUCCAAGUACCACUGUAACCACCGGUCCACCACCAGUCGACAAAGAAGAUAGUUUAAUUAGUAGGAACGAUAGUAUCUGAUAUAGAUAGCAUCGUAAGUAAAAAAUAAAAAAUAAAAACAAUAGGCAACAAGAAUGCCAGGUUUGAAAAUUCCUAUCAGUGAAAGGGUACUGAUAUAAAGACUACAUUGCCUGUGAUUUUUGGCUCCUUUAAAGUAAGGAAUUUAUGAAUCGAAUAAUGUUUUUCUUUUGUUAAAUUUACAUUUAUAUUAAGAUUAUCCUAAUACAAAGAUACUUUUUAUUACACUAUAUAGACAGAUUGUAUAAUUACGUAGGGUACGUCAUUCUUUACAGGCGACAUCAACGCGUGGCAAAAGAUAGUAUUCAAUGAAAGUCUAUUACUAAAAAAAAAAUUUUUUCUAGGAGAAAGAAGUCCUUCAAAUCAAAUCUACCCCUUGUCUAUUCUAGUUUCAUUUUUGUAAUUAGCAAACCGUUUUCCGACAUAUUUUUAAACAUUUGUAAAAUUAGUUCAACUUUUCAACUAGAGUUCCAUGCAUCAAAUGAAGUUUUUUAUUACUUCAAUCACUACCACCAUUACAUAAAAUGAGUUAAAAAUAAUAUAUUGUAUGUCACUUAAAUAAUAUAUCUUCAUGGACUGAUAGCAUUUUUUCGAUAUAACAAAAUGCUUUCACAUCUCUCUCAAGAAUCAUUAAAAAAUUCGCGCCGAAAUCGAAUCCAUUUCACUAUUUCAAACAGAUUUUUAAAAAAGUAUACAAUUUCUUUAUUAAUGUUUGUAUAUUUUCUAUGGUUAUCGAUAUUUUUUUUUCUCAGCGACGUUUUCCAAAAAAAAACAACCAUAUAAAUCUUGAUAUAUUAUUACGAAAUGUUUUUAAAGGAACAUAGUCUUAGGAGACUAGGGAAGUUGAUACAAUUUAAACACGAUGUUUACCCAUUACGUUCUUUUCUCUUGAAAUGUUGUAUACAUAUUAUAAUUGUACUUUGUUAUGAAUCGUUAUUAUUUUUUUUUUUUU
Osmia lignaria (orchard mason bee) is the source of this 7794-nucleotide messenger RNA. It is a transcript of the gene Rme-8, whose product is annotated as receptor mediated endocytosis 8. The record is from RefSeq and is a predicted model, not a curated record. Lineage: Eukaryota; Metazoa; Arthropoda; Insecta; Hymenoptera; Megachilidae. Gene Ontology annotation, biological process: regulation of early endosome to late endosome transport; receptor-mediated endocytosis; endosome organization. Gene Ontology annotation, cellular component: endosome membrane.